AUGAGGCAGGGCAGGUCGUGCAGCUAUGCAGAAAGGCGGCUCAGCGACCGGGCUGCUCGGGUGCACAACGGCUCGGCUCCCGGGCGGCUCGGCGGCUGGGCGGCUCGGGCGCAGGGCGGCUCGGCUCCCGAGCGGCUCGGCGGCUGGGCGGCUCGGGUGCAGGGCGGCUCGGCUCCCGGGCGGCUCGGCGGCAGGGCGGCUCGGGUCCCGGGCGGCUCGGCGUUGGGCGGCUCGGCUCCCGGGUGGUUCGGCUGCUGGGGCGGCUCGGCCGGGAGAUGCAGGGGCGGGGCCGUCAGGUGCAGCGGCGGGUCGACCGGUGCAGUGGCGGGCCGGCAGGUGCAGCGGCGGGCCGGCAGGUGCAGCGGCGGGCCGGCAGGUGCAGCGGCGGGCCGGCAGGUGCAGGCGGCGGGCCGUAGGGUGCAGCGGCGGGCCGUAGGGUGCAGCGGCGGGCCGGCAGGUGCAGCGGCGGGGCCGUCAGGUGAGGCGGCGGGCCGGCAGGAGCAGCGGCGGGCCGUAGGGUGCAGCGGCUGGGCCGUCAGAGGCGGCGGGCCGCUGGGUGCAGCGGCGGGCCGGCAGGUGCAGCGGCGGGCCGGCAGGAGCAGCGGCGGGCCGGCAGGAGCAGCGGCGGGGCCGUCAGGUGAGGCGGCGGGCCGGCAGGAGCAGCGGCGGGUCGUAGGGUGCAGCGGCGGGCCGUAG
Messenger RNA from Closterium sp. NIES-65, 696 nucleotides. The record is from the annotation of a GenBank genome assembly. Lineage: Eukaryota; Viridiplantae; Streptophyta; Zygnematophyceae; Desmidiales; Closteriaceae.